Messenger RNA from Aspergillus caelatus, 879 nucleotides. RefSeq lists its product as uncharacterized. NCBI's taxonomy places the organism in Eukaryota, Fungi, Ascomycota, Eurotiomycetes, Eurotiales, Aspergillaceae. Gene Ontology annotation, molecular function: protein kinase activity; ATP binding. Gene Ontology annotation, biological process: protein phosphorylation. Bases 1 to 879 code for a protein of 292 amino acids. The record is from RefSeq and is a predicted model, not a curated record. The transcript has 2 exons.
AUGCAUCGCUUGCUUCGAAGAGAAAGAGUGAAGCCAACAAAUCCCUACAUCAACGGAUGGAGGUUUACUGUGCGGCAGCAUAUUGCCCCUCCUCCUACCCCAAUGACAGAUUCGUUCGGCUUGAAUGACAAGACUGGAACGAAGGAAAGAAGGAAGCUUCAUCCGGUCCAACGAUGCAUAAAGCACCCCCCACUGCAAGGAGCUGACGGACCUUUUAGUGUUGAGUUACAAAUUUGCAAGAUACUACAGGCUGGCAAUGCUCAGUUGGUUCUCGUUGAAGUCAUUAGUGACGUGCCCUUAAAAGGCUUGGAAAAGGGAAAGCGAGUGGUGGCAAAGAUAUAUGACCCUUUGUACCUGGAUGAUGACAGCGGCUUUUAUGACCCUUUUAUGUGUGUUGACAAUCACUACACGCACGAAGUCGCUGUAUACAUGGCAUUUUCAGACGUCCAGGGCUCUAUGAUCCCCGAAUAUUAUGGAUCGUUCUCCUUGGGAGUGCCUGUUGACGUAUCUACUACACGCAAUGUUCGUCUUAUCCUCAUUGAAUACAUACCUGGGGCUUCUAUGCAAAAUAUUUCUCCCAAAGAAGUACCGCAACGAGAUCGACAGAAUAUCAUGAAGGCUAUUAUCCAAUUCGAAACUUUGGCGUACACCCGGGAUAUUGUUCUCCUAGACCUCCAGCCGAGAAAUGUCAUGGUGGCCAAUAGUUCUACUCACGAAAAAGCCGUUUGCAUUGAUUUUGGCGACGCACUCUUCGGUCGCGGGAGUGUUUUCAACAGUCCCGUGAUUGACGCGUAUCUCCUCCCAGAAUCGGGUGUCGGACAUUGUGCGAAUAUAAUUGGCUUGUUGCACACCGGAAUGGCAUCGUUGGGCCAGUUAUAA